Molecule: messenger RNA, 1853 nt
Organism: Cynoglossus semilaevis (tongue sole)
Lineage: Eukaryota; Metazoa; Chordata; Actinopteri; Pleuronectiformes; Cynoglossidae
Exons: 4
Coding region: 28-1572 (514 amino acids)
Source: RefSeq, a predicted model, not a curated record
GGACCUGAGUGUUACCUCCAACAGCUAAUGCUAAAGUUAACCACGAGCUGCUGCCGUCGCACACAGAAUGAGUCAAACAGCUUCCCAGAACAACCAAUCGAGCUCCGAUGUCGGGUAAUUUAUCAGCUUUGUCGCUGGUUUGAUUGGUACCACCUGGUUCUUCAGGUGUCUGUGGACAUGGCUCAGCUCAGCAGGUUGUUGCUGCUGGUUUUCACGUCUGUCAUCAACGUGUCCUCAGCUGCUCCUGCAGGUUUUCGUGUCCUCCAUCCUGAUCUUCAGAAGAACAGAACUCCAACGAUGCUCAGAGGUGCUGCAGGAACAUUCCAGAGGGUUCUGCACGGGUCCCGGUCUAGUCCCUGGCCUACAGGCCAGCUCAGAUCCUGGACCCCUGUCCAGAGAGAGAGUCAACUUGGUCUGUACCAUAGUCCUCAGAUCCAGUCCAGACAACCUCGGCUCCAACAGAGAACCUUUGGAUUCAGGGUUCCUUUAAUCAGGUUGGGUCUGGACCAGAAGAAAAAUGGUGGAAGGAUUCAACCGAGCAGAACCAACAGAAUCGGCCCCUCGUGGUCUCAGGGUUUGAACAUUGGUGGAGCAGGGAAACCAAAGCCACCAAACCUCCAGGUGAACAUCUUCAUACCAGUUCAGGCUGUGACCAUCUACAGCAGGAAGGACCCUCGCAAACACCAGGGAACACUGACACCUGCUGGGAAGAUUCAGACUAACUGGCAGCCAGGUCCAGAGUCUGACCCCACCCGAAGUGAACGUUUGUGGACACCUGGUGAUGUAGUACAACAAUCCCAACACCAGGGUCAUCGACCCACUCAACCACGAUACCCUGAAAACAAACCACCCACAUCACUAGGACUCCAGGACCAGCCUGCACCUUCACCCCGACCCGGGACAGUGGAAGAACCAAGACAGUUUGUACCAUCGUUCCCAAACCCUUCCCUUCUGAACCGGUACAUUUCUAAACCUGCUGUUAGCCAACACCAUGGAGAACUUCAUACGGUUCCACAAUACCCACCACAGGUCCACCAUCCUCAGCCCCUAGAACAGGACCAUCGUGUUCACACUAACACUGGGGUCCGACCCAGUGGGCCACGACCCUGGCAGCCAGUUACUCUUGACCUCCACUCUCUGCCUGGACUGACAGAUUUCAGUCCAAAAGUCCAGAACCAAGACUCUGUGCCUGCUCCAAAACCAGUAGAACCUGAGCCUGCUCCCCCACGGUACCAACAUCCAGGAUUUAUCAGUAGGCCCUCUUCUUUAGGUCCACACCAGCUGGACUCUGGUCGGACUGGACAUGGUGAUCUGUCCAGUUCGGACAGUCCUGGAACUUUGAACCCAAACCCUGAACACCAAACCCCACCCAGGCUCCAUGGACUCGGCAGGAGACCCACUUACACAAAGCUCGUACUUGAUGUGGACCACGGAGUGGACCGUGUUCUUGGCCCGGAUGACGUUCCACAUGAAAGAUCUUCCACUGUUAAUGACCCACUGGUUCAUGGAUCCUUUCCCAGAAGUUCUGGUUCUCAGUACAGACGGCCUGAAGGCGGAACUGAGCACUCCUAGUUCCCACUAAGACCACGCCUUCAACACCGGCACAGUCUGACCCUGGUCCACCGUCCUGGUCCACCGUCCUGGUCCACCGUCCUGGUCCACCGUCCUGGUCCACCGUCCUGGUCCAUCCUAACACAGUCUGCCUUCUCCACCUGAGUCGAUGUUAAAACGAGAUGAGGUGGGAAACCAGAACCAUGUGAUCCUGGGAAUCAGACGGAUUAUAAAAUAAAAAUUCACAAGAAAAUCUGUUCUGUUCUAAUGGUUCUCCAUGUUCUCCAUGUCCCACAUGUUCU